CAAGAUUUCUGACCUCGACUCGUCCUCGCGAUCCUCACACCACCUCUCAACAUGGCGGUUCGUAGCGCCUUCCGCCUUCGGCGCGGCGCACCCAUGUCCACCCAAGCGGUGCUUCGGCUCGCUGCGGCGCGCGCGCGCAAGUCACCCGAGCAGAUAGACUAUGAGGCCGCACUGGAGGUCCAAUCCGAGCGGCAAGAAUUGCCCCUCAAGCAUGUUCGCAACUCACAACUGCCGAGUUUGUCCAUGUACAUGGACAGUGUUAAACCAGCUGAGGCCGCAGUAAAGUCUCUGGCCCCUGCUGAGCCUGCGCCUGCCGCUGCCGAGGCUCACGUGCAGGACCUGGGCGUCCCCGAAGCCGGGCCAUCCUCGGCCUCCUCCCCUCCAAAGCCCUCCCUUCCGGUAUCCCCCGCGUCUCGCGCAAAGCCUAGCCGGAAGGGCAAAGAACGUGCGCCGCAGCUUCUUGAUGAGUACGAAGAAACACCGCCCAAACGUCACACGUCUACGGCCCCAUCACAAUCCGCGCCCAAAGGCUCGCCCGUCGUGUCCGCUCGCACACUGGCCCACGCCGCCGCAAGUCGCAAGCUCCCUUCCCUCACCGACCAGCCGCCUGCAGCAGCCGCUUCCAUCUCGAGCAAGCCUGACUCCGGGCCGCGACGUAACCCCGUCGGCGUGCAGCUCCUCUCCUCCCACAUGCACCAGCAGGUGUUCCCCGGUGCUCCACUGCCGCGCCCUCCAGACGCGCUGCUGGAUAUAUCAAAGUGGCACCUUGGGCAGCAUGGGCUGAGCGGCGACGGAGCUGCUGUCUUACCGGAGAUUUCUCUCGACCUCCCGCCACUGGAGGGGAGUAAUGUACGCGAGCACUUUCAUGCGCUGGGCGCAUAUGCCGCCGAGCCAUACCUCUCCCACGCGAAGGAUUUUGUCGCGGCCGACCUUCCCCCUAUGCCACAACGGUGGGAGACCAGCCGACCCGGGUGGACACGGUAUGGCCGUGACGGGAGUGUCACCCCUGUCGACAAUCUCGACGGCGAGACGGCAGUGUCGUUUGACGUCGAGACGCUGUACAAACUUUCGCCGUACCCUGUGAUGGCGACCGCCGCCUCUCCAAACGCAUGGUACUCGUGGCUCUCUCCCAGCGUUUUCGACACCCCGCCCGCGGAGGAACCGCCAGAACGAGAACCGUGGGACAAGAGUACGCCGGACUGCUACCCGCACACGCUCAUCCCACUGUUCAAAGACAACGGGCCGGCGAUCGUCGUUGGCCACAACGUCGGCUACGAUCGCGCGCGCGUCGCGGAUGAAUACGCCCUCGAGCGGACGCCGACACGCUGGCUCGACACGCUAUCGCUGCACGUUGCGACGCGCGGGAUCACUAGCGUCCAGCGCCCGGCGUGGAUGAAGCAUCGCAAGGUCAAGAGAGAGAACGAGUCGCACCGCACCGAAGCGCUCGACCUUCUCAGAGAGCAAGCGGAGCAGACGGGAGACAGUUGGCUCACCGACGGCCUGAACGAGGUGAGCGCGAUCGAUGACACUCCGGGUUCCAACUGGGAGGACACCACCAGCCUAAACUCGCUGGCGGAGGUUGCGGCGCUUCACUGUGGCGUGAGGGUCGAUAAAUCGACGCGCGACCGUUUUGGCGACGAGGAGAUCCGCCAUGCGUCCCAGCUGCGUCCUGAACUGGACGAGCUGCUGGAUUACUGCGCAACCGACGUCAAGGUCACUCAUGACGUGUAUAAAGCUGUGCUGCCGCUUUUCCUCACAUCAUGUCCGCAUCCGGCAACAUUUGCGGGCGUGCUGGCAAUGGGCAACUCAUUCCUCCCCGUCGACCGGAGUUGGGAGGAGUACCUCCGCAAGGCCGAAACGCUGUAUCAGGAGCUCAAGGAGGAUGUGCGCCUGGCGCUCCGCACCCUGGCCGACAGGUUGCGCGCGGCAGGACCAAAUCCAGACGACCCAUGGACAUCACAGCUAGACUGGUCGCCCAAGACGGCGCGAUGGGGCGACGGUGCGCCUCCGAAAGCCGAAAAAGAGGCUCUCGGGACUGAAGUGCCGGCUUGGUACUGUCCCCUGGCGGCUGACCCCAACGUACUCCUCGACAACAAGCACAGGCGACAGCUUCUUCCACUGCUAUUGCGGGUCAAGUACCGCGGCUACCCCGUCUUCUACCUCGCAGAGCAUUAUUGGUGCUUCAAGGCGCCGAUCGAGGACAUCCCGGAUCUCAUGCCGCUGCAUGGCGCUCCAGUCGAGCUAUCAGCGAAGGAUGACAGAUUGGCGGAUCAUCUGGACGCGUCUGUCUUCUUCCGCGUCGUGGGCCCUGACGCAAACCGCCGAGCGCAGCUUCUCGGCAAGACCAGUGCCAAAGAUGUCAGGGAUGGCAUCCUGACGAGCGAGGACCCCGACCUCUUGUCAGCCGCUAUGGAUGGCAACCUAGGUGACAAGUUAGACUCUUUGUUACAGAGCGCUCGGGAAAUGCUCGCGGCGGGCCCGGUUGACGACUGGAGCACGCAGCUCGACUGGACGCCUACCGUUCCGGGUGCGGCGGAGAAAAAGAAGAAGGACAAGGUAGCGUUGGGCACCUGGCCUAAGUGGUACUGGGAUCUGACGGUACCCGCCACAAACAAGAAAGUGCCGGCUGGCCAGCUCGACCUGACGAUGCGCAAGACCAUUGCUCCCUUGUUGCUCCGGAUGCAGUGGCAGGGUUAUCCGCUCGCGUACAGCAAGGAGCACAAGUGGGUCUACCGCGUGCCCCUGGAAGACGUGAGCGACGAGCCCGAGUCGACGCUGUACGCCGAGAAGAAGGUAGUGCUGAGCGACGCGGCGGACGAGCGGCUCGCCGACGACGCCUAUGCCUACUUCCGCAUUCCCCACAAAGAUGGCGAGGGCAGCAACGUCGGGAAUCCGUUAAGCAAGGCAUUCCUGCGGGCUGUCGAGAAUGGCGAUCUGUCGUCCGCGCUGGCCACGGAUGAGGACACGCAAUUAGCCAAUGUGGCCUCACGCGCGGUCAACAUGAACGCGCUGUGCUCUUACUGGAUCUCCUCCCGUGAGCGCAUCAUGAACCAAUUUGUCGUAUUCGACGGCGAGCGCGGCAUGAUCCUGCCCAAGGUGAUCACGAUGGGAACGGUUACGCGGCGCGCGGUCGAGGCGACGUGGCUGACGGCUUCAAACGCAAAGAAGAACCGCGUCGGCUCCGAGCUCAAGAGCAUGGUGCGCGCGCCGCCAGGGUACGCGAUCGUGGGAGCGGACGUCGAUUCAGAGGAGCUGUGGAUCUCAAGCGUGAUGGGAGACAGCCAAUUUGGAGUGCAUGGCGCGACGGCGAUCGGGUGGAUGACGCUCGAAGGCACCAAGAGCGCGGGCACAGACUUGCACAGCAAGACGGCCAAGAUUCUCAAGAUCAGCCGCGACGCAGCCAAGGUGUUCAACUACUCGCGCAUUUACGGCGCGGGCAAGCCGCAUGCGAUCCAGCUCCUGUUGCAGGGCGACGGCAAGCUUACGCGCGAUGCAGCGGAUCAGCUCGCGACAGACCUGUACAAGCAGACCAAGGGGCGCAAGACGUUUGGGCCCAAGGACGCCAACGGAUCGAGCUAUCUGUGGCACGGCGGCUCCGAGUCGUACCUUUUCAACACGCUCGAAUCCAUUGCGCUCAUGGACCGGCCGACGACGCCGGCGCUCGGGUGCGGCGUGACGCGCGCGCUGCGCAAGAGCUUCCUCGCCGUGGGCAACUCGUACCUCCCCAGCCGCAUCAACUGGGUCGUGCAAUCGUCGGGCGUCGACUACCUGCACCUGCUGAUCACGGCCAUGGAAUACCUCAUCGCAAAGUACGGCAUCGCGGCGCGCUACCUGCUCUCGGUGCACGACGAGGUGCGCUACCUCGCGCGCGAAGAAGACAAGCUGCGCACCGCCCUCGCCCUGCAGAUUGCGAAUGUGUGGACGCGCGCCCUCUUCUGCUACAACCUCGGGUUUGACGACAUGCCGCAGGGGAUAGCCUUCUUCUCCGCCGUCGACGUCGACCACGUGCUCCGCAAGGAGACGGAUAUGGCGUGCACGACGCCGAGCAAUCCCAACGCCGUGCCGCCCGGCGAGAGCCUCGACAUUGCUACACUGCUCAAGCGCUGCCCGGACCUCGGGGAGGCGCGGCUGGGGCCGCUGCCGCGUGUCGCGGGUGCGGGCGGCGCGGCGCCCGUCUCCAUCUUCGGCGACCGGAAUAGCGCCGCGCACCAGCGGUACGUCACGGCGCAGGCUGAUGCGCGCGUCGGCCCCGCCAAAGCGUGGCUGGUCGAGCAGCGCAAAGCCGCGGCGAAGGAGCCCAAGUGGCGGGCCAAGCUGUAGAGGUAGCGUCUGCAUCGCUC
Messenger RNA from Cutaneotrichosporon oleaginosum, 4340 nucleotides. RefSeq lists its product as uncharacterized. The record is from RefSeq and is a predicted model, not a curated record. Gene Ontology annotation, biological process: mitochondrial DNA replication. Lineage: Eukaryota; Fungi; Basidiomycota; Tremellomycetes; Trichosporonales; Trichosporonaceae. Gene Ontology annotation, cellular component: mitochondrion; gamma DNA polymerase complex. Gene Ontology annotation, molecular function: DNA-directed DNA polymerase activity; DNA binding; 3'-5' exonuclease activity.